CCUGCGCAGGUGAAGCGCAACGUGCUCGCGUCCUUCACGGAUGUACUCCUCCUUCCCGUGACGAUUGUCCCGCGCACAGCGGCUACCGUCGGCAAGGCCGUCGCGGCGGGCGGGUCCGCGGCUGUCCAGGGCAUCUCGAUGCUGAACCCGCAGAAGUGGGGUGCGAGCGCGGCGGGUGACGCGGACAGUGUUGGAGGAGGUGGUAGUGGAGGAGGGAUUGGGAAGCGGUUCUCGAAGCUCGGCUCAUGGAGGCAGUCUCGGGGAGGGAGUGUGGACUACAAGAAGAACUGGUAUACACAAGACUUCGAGAAGGGCCAGGAUGGAAGCACGUUGUUCGAGAUCGGGGAUGUGGACGAGGAUGCGGACGGGGAUGUGGGGGAUCAGGACGAAGAUGAGUUCGCAAACGAGAAGGAUAUGGAGAUCGAGAGUGAGAAGACAGACAGAUGGUCCGUGUCGUCGAGUACGACCGCCCACUCCCAGCUUACACCAUCUAUCUUCUCGAAGACGACCUCCUCCUCAACCUCGACUUCUACGCGCACUUCCACUCCGCUACCCGCGCCGCCUUCGAUAAAUUUGAUCUUUUGCUCUCGCUCGACAUCGCCCUCGAGCUCAUCCACGCCGAUCGCGAGUCCCUCAAGCGUGCGGAGACGUUCUCGGGAUACCCGGGGCAGUACGGCCACCGAGUACGGGACACGAUCGAGGAGAUCUUCGUUCUCCUGCUGCAAGCGAUCGGCGAGCGGCACGUCAAGCCCGGGUUUGAUACGUGUGUACCUCGUCGACGUGUGAUGGAGAAAUGUGUGAGAUGCUGAUGCGUAUAAACAGAGCGACACAGCAAAUGAGGACGUACCAGCCGGCGGAGCACGAAGAGACGAGGAGCGUCGCACCGCUGCUCCAGUUCUUCGAGCUGGUGCAUGUGGGCGACACCAUCCAGAGUAUGGU
This is a messenger RNA of Fomitopsis serialis, 939 nucleotides long. RefSeq lists its product as uncharacterized. Bases 444 to 809 code for a protein of 121 amino acids. Gene Ontology annotation, biological process: Golgi to plasma membrane transport; exocytosis. The record is from RefSeq and is a predicted model, not a curated record. The transcript has 3 exons. NCBI's taxonomy places the organism in Eukaryota, Fungi, Basidiomycota, Agaricomycetes, Polyporales, Fomitopsidaceae. Gene Ontology annotation, cellular component: exocyst; cytoplasm.